AUGGAUUUACUGGAAAAUGAAUGGUAUAUUCAAGCUCCUUGGGGCAGAAUAGCGAUAAUAGCAUGGGGCAACUGCUACGACCCUCCUGUGUUGCUAUGCCAUGGGAGUGUAGACUCUGCAAUCGGCUUCAGACCACUUAUCAGCAAACUGCCCAAGAACUUCUAUUAUAUUGGUGUGGAUCUACCAGGUAAUGGGAAAUCGGACAGGCUACCACCAGGUCUGAUGAUCAGUGUGUCGGACAUGGCAUACGCUAUCAAUGUCGUAGCUAGACAUUUUAGAUGGAAGAAAUUCACUUUUAUUGGACAUUCAUUUGGAGCGUUUUUAGGUCAGCAUUUCAAUUUAUUUUACCCAGGAAGAUUGAAUAAACUGAUCAACUUGGACCCCAUCAAUUUCUUUGCGAUACCACCCCAGGAUUUCGCUAGAUGGUACCACUCGCGUUUCACAGACUUCUACAAGAAUUAUGAAAAAUUUAAUACUCCAGUCAAAGAUGGGCCGAAGGUCAAGUGGACAGAGGCGUUACAGUCGUUAAGAAGUAACCGUCCAAGUUUGAGUGAGGAGCAGGCGACUGCAGUAUUGAAUAGAUUGUCAGAACCGGCUGGAGAUGGAUAUAUCAGAUACACGUACGACUUACGCAUAAAAUUGAUGCAUGGACCAGCAUUUUCGCCGGAACACGUUAAAAAAUUAUUUACCAGUCAUGAUACACCGAUAUUAACAGUUGCAUGUCAAAAUUCCAUAGAUAAGGAACUUUUUCGAAACACGGCCUUUUUGCUCGACGAGGCUGAAUAUCCUUCGAACAAUUUCCGUUUUAGAUCUGUGGUCGGAGACCAUGACGUUCAUAUUUCGAAUCCUGAAAGAGUGGCUGUCUAUGUCAGCCAGUUCCUACUCUAUGGUUUGGAGGGCAUGGACAAUAAGGCUAAGUUAUGA
Messenger RNA from Spodoptera littoralis (African cotton leafworm), 924 nucleotides. The record is from the annotation of a GenBank genome assembly. Lineage: Eukaryota; Metazoa; Arthropoda; Insecta; Lepidoptera; Noctuidae.